Exophiala dermatitidis NIH/UT8656 is the source of this 828-nucleotide messenger RNA. Its product is annotated as ubiE/COQ5 methyltransferase. Lineage: Eukaryota; Fungi; Ascomycota; Eurotiomycetes; Chaetothyriales; Herpotrichiellaceae. The transcript has a single exon. Bases 1 to 828 code for a protein of 275 amino acids. The record is from RefSeq and is a predicted model, not a curated record.
AUGCCCGAACACCACCUUGACUCUGUCCGGUCAAUUUACGACGAGCGAAGUGAGCAGUACGAUGCGAACCAGGUCCAUGUAAAGCAAGCUCACGAUUACGUGGAAUGGGCCCAACUGAGGGAGGGUGAAUGUGUCCUUGACCUGGCAUGCGGAACAGGCCUUGUCACUCUCGAGGCAAAGCGCGUGGUAGGACCUGCAGGCCAUGUUGUUGGCAUUGAUAUCAGCGAUGGCAUGCUGAAUGUGGCCAUCCGAAAAGCCGAAACUGAAGGAGUUGACGUGCUAUUUCUUAACCAUGACAUAGCCGACCUUAGGGGACUGGACCUCCUGCCCGAGGGAAAGGUCGGUUUUGACGUGAUAACCUGCGCAUCUGCUUUAAUACUCCUUCAGCAACCCCUGGAAGCCGUCACUAUGUGGAAGACAUUGCUAUCCCCGGGCGGCCGCCUGGUCACAGACGUCCAGACCAAAGAUGCCAAUGUUGUCAUGAAUAUUUUCGCGGCUAUUGCACCUGAGCUGGGUGAGGAGAUGCCAUGGAACACACAACAGUGGCAGUGGCAGGCAGAUCUUGAACAAUUGAUGGUGGAUGCAGGCUUAACUGUGCAAAAGAUCUUUGAGACAGGAGCCUACGCUACCACACACUAUGACCAGAGAUCGGCACCGGAGCUUUUCGAUCAGGCGGUAGAGAAGUCGAUGUACAAGGUCUUCGGGCGAGAACCCGUUCGCGCAAAAGCAAAGGCUUUGUUCUUGAAGCACUUCACAGAUAUCGCCGGGGAUGAGGGCGUGGUGAGCGAGGAGUGCCGAUUCUGGGUCGUUGUGGCCUCGUUACCAUGA